AUGGAGGAACACACGGUGACCCAGACGGAGCACAUGGCCACCAUAGAGGCCCAGGUGGUGGCCCAGCAAAAACACGUGGCCACAUACACAGAGCACAGCAUGCUCAGCGCCGAUGAAGACUCGCCGUCUUCUCCCGAGGACACCUCGUAUGACGACUCUGACAUCCUCAACUCCACGGCUGCCGACGAGGUGACGGCUCACCUGGCCGCUGCAGGCCCAGUGGGAAUGGCAGCGGCCGCCGCCGUGGCCACCGGCAAAAAAAGGAAGCGCCCCCACGUGUUUGAGUCCAACCCCUCGAUCCGAAAGAGGCAGCAGACUCGUUUGUUACGAAAGCUCCGGGCCACACUGGACGAAUACACCACCCGUGUGGGGCAGCAGGCCAUCGUCCUGUGCAUCUCGCCCUCCAAACCCAACCCGGUUUUUAAAGUAUUUGGGGCAGCACCUCUGGAGAACGUGGUGCGUAAGUACAAGAGCAUGAUCCUGGAAGACCUGGAGUCAGCGCUACUGGAACACGCACCUGCGCCCCAGGAGGUUAACUCCGAACUGCCCCCUCUCACCAUCGAUGGGAUCCCGGUCUCCGUGGACAAGAUGACCCAGGCACAGCUGCGAGCGUUCAUCCCUGAGAUGCUGAAAUACUCAACGGGUCGGGGGAAGCCAGGCUGGGGGAAAGAGAGCUGCAAGCCAGUCUGGUGGCCAGAAGAUAUCCCGUGGGCCAAUGUCCGCAGUGACGUUCGGACGGAGGAGCAGAAACAGCGGGUAUCCUGGACGCAAGCCUUGCGGACGAUCGUGAAAAACUGCUACAAGCAGCAUGGCCGGGAGGACCUGCUGUACGCUUUCGAGGACCAGCAAACACAGCCGACUACAGCGACACACAGUAUAGCGCACCUGGUACCGUCCCAGACAGUCGUCCAGACCUUCAGCAAUCCCGACGGCACCGUCUCUCUCAUCCAGGUCGGAACUGGAGCGACAGUCGCCACCUUGGCAGAUGCCUCCGAAUUGCCCACCACCGUUACAGUCGCACAAGUCAAUUAUUCCGCAGUGACAGAUGGAGAGGUGGAACAAAACUGGGCGACGCUACAGGGGGGCGAGAUGACCAUCCAGACGACACAGGCCUCAGAGGCCACGCAAGCGGUGGCGUCCCUGGCGGAAGCAGCGGUGGCGGCCUCGCAAGAGAUGCAGCAAGGCGCGACGGUCACCAUGGCGCUCAACAGCGAAGCGGCCGCCCACGCCGUAGCCACCCUCGCCGAAGCCACCCUUCAAGGCGGCGGGCAGAUCGUCCUCUCCGGGGAAACCGCAGCAGCCGUCGGAGCGCUCACCGGAGUUCAAGAUGCGAACGGACUCGUCCAGAUCCCCGUGAGCAUGUACCAGACGGUGGUCACCAGCCUCGCCCAGGGCAACGGUCCCGUUCAGGUCGCCAUGGCCCCUGUGGCCGCACGGAUAACGGACAGCACCGUCACGAUGGAUGGCCAGGCAGUGGAAGUCGUGACGCUGGAGCAGUGACGGCAGAGCGGCAGGGUCCCCGUGAGGCCGCCGCUUCCUCCUCCUCCUCCUCCUCCUCUC
Gekko japonicus is the source of this 1560-nucleotide messenger RNA. RefSeq names its product nuclear respiratory factor 1 (gene NRF1). Gene Ontology annotation, biological process: regulation of transcription by RNA polymerase II. Lineage: Eukaryota; Metazoa; Chordata; Lepidosauria; Squamata; Gekkonidae. The record is from RefSeq and is a predicted model, not a curated record. Gene Ontology annotation, cellular component: nucleus. Gene Ontology annotation, molecular function: DNA-binding transcription factor activity, RNA polymerase II-specific; RNA polymerase II cis-regulatory region sequence-specific DNA binding.